Molecule: messenger RNA, 991 nt
Organism: Rhinolophus ferrumequinum (greater horseshoe bat)
Lineage: Eukaryota; Metazoa; Chordata; Mammalia; Chiroptera; Rhinolophidae
Gene: HACD1
Product: 3-hydroxyacyl-CoA dehydratase 1
Exons: 7
Coding region: 34-900 (288 amino acids)
Biological process (GO): fatty acid elongation; very long-chain fatty acid biosynthetic process; sphingolipid biosynthetic process
Cellular component (GO): endoplasmic reticulum membrane
Molecular function (GO): 3-hydroxyacyl-CoA dehydratase activity
Source: RefSeq, a predicted model, not a curated record
GGCUGGCGGCGCCGAGCCCCCUGCGCGCGGCACAUGGGGCGCCUGACCGAGGCGGCGGCAGCGGGCGGCGGCGCUUCAGCUGCGAGCUCGGCGGGCCCCCCUCCCAAUCCCCUUCCCCUCUCGGCCACCUCCCCCGGCUGCGCGGCCACCAUGGCGUCCAGCGAGGAGGACGGCAGCAACGGCGGCUCCUCGGAGGCCGGCGAGGAGAGGGAGGCCACUGGCAAGAGAAGGCGCCUCGGUUUGGUGGCCACCGCCUGGCUCACCUUGUACAACAUCGCUAUGACCGCGGGGUGGUUGGUUCUCGCUAUUGCCAUGGUACGUUUUUAUAUGGAGAAAGGAACACACAAAGGUUUAUAUAAAAGUAUUCAGAAGACACUUAAAUUUUUCCAGACAUUUGCCUUGCUUGAGAUAGUCCACUGUUUAAUUGGAAUUGUACCUACUUCUGUGCUUGUGGCUGGGGUCCAAGUGAGUUCAAGAAUCUUUAUGGUGUGGCUCAUUACUCACAGUAUAAAACCAAUCCAGAAUGAGGAGAGUGUGGUGCUUUUUCUGGUUGCGUGGACUGUGACCGAGAUCACUCGCUAUUCCUUCUACACAUUCAGUCUUCUCGACCACUUGCCAUACUUCAUUAAAUGGGCCAGAUACAAUUUUUUUAUCAUCUUAUAUCCUGUCGGAGUUGCUGGUGAACUUCUCACAAUAUAUGCUGCCUUGCCAUAUGUGAAGAAAACGGGAAUGUUUUCAAUAAGACUUCCUAAUAAAUACAAUUUCUCUUUUGACUACUAUUAUUUUCUUCUUAUAACCAUGGCUUCAUAUAUACCAUUGUUCCCACAACUCUAUUUUCACAUGUUACGUCAAAGAAGAAAGGUGCUUCAUGGAGAGGUGAUUGUAGAAAAGGAUGAUUAAAUGAUCCCUACAAACAAGGUGCUUUUUCCAGAAUAACCAGGAUUACUUGAGUCCAAGUUUUAAUAACAAGAAUAAACAACUUCAUGAAAUA